This is a messenger RNA of Toxorhynchites rutilus septentrionalis, 2122 nucleotides long. Its product is annotated as traB domain-containing protein. Lineage: Eukaryota; Metazoa; Arthropoda; Insecta; Diptera; Culicidae. The record is from RefSeq and is a predicted model, not a curated record. The transcript is spliced from 3 exons. The coding region runs from base 248 to 1822 and encodes 524 amino acids.
GCUGGCCACUCUUCUGUUGGCUGUCAUUUACUCCGUUUCAGAAAAGAAAAAAACAGUGUUUUCCAGUGGAAGAGAAAGGCUCGUGUCGCGAAAUAAAUCCUUUUUUAAAUCAAAUCUCCACAAAGCUGAGUUUGCAUGAUAACAAUUACUCGAUUGAGCAAAAGAGAAAAGCAAUUUUCACCCGUUCCUGCAGAAUAGUAGGAGCCGCGAACAGACAUUGCUAAUCUAAAAGCAAAUUGCGCAUAAAAUGUCCUCCCCAGUAAGUUCCGCAUCCGAAUACAACAGCGCACUAGAUGACACCUUAAAUUCCACUGCCGGUUCGGAAACAUUGACUGCUUCUCUCGUAGAUUCAGAUAUCGAGAACAUAAAUCUCUCGCAGGAGUGGAAUAAGCUGCUCCCUCCGGCGGGGCGCAAGAAACCCCAAAACCCUGUCGAAUCGACCAAACUGCUGCUGGACAGUCUGAAAAAUAACAACAUUGCUAACAGUACCCUUCUGCAGGAGGGAGAUCCGUUGGUUGAGGAAAAGAGCCCUUCUAAAUCACUGAAUAACGAUACAACAAUCGACAGUACGCUGGGCUCCGUUAGCAUAGAUAUGAGUGGAUCCGAUGGCAGUACCACUCUGUCGGUUAUGUCCAGCUCGGAUGAGGUGUCGGUGUUGAUAAGCGACGAAGAGAUCAGUGGUGCAGCAGCAGCGGUUUCGUCCUCUAGUGUAACAACUCCGAGACCAUCGCAGCUGAAUGUGUCGCUGGUGACUGGUUCAGCGAAGGAUAAGCUAAACGACGACGACAGCCCCACCACUAAGGAUUCGAGAGACACAACGCACAAUGUGUCACUGCUGCCGGUUGACGAUGAUCAACCGACCGAACCGGGGCACAGUCAAAGUCAGAAGGACACUAUAAAAAUAUACAACUCUCUGGAGGAAUUCGACCAGAAUCUUCCGGAUACGGUUACCCUGUUGACCACUCCAGAGGGGAGCAAAGUAUAUCUCGUAGGAACGGCUCACUUCAGUGAGAACUCACAGAACGACGUUUCUCUGGUGAUGCGAAAUGUUCAGCCGAACUUGGUUAUGCUUGAGUUGUGUCCUUCCCGGGUUCACAUACUGAAGUACGACGAAAAGACUCUCAUGGAGGAAGCUAAGGAUAUCAAUCUUGCCAAAAUUCAAACCAUUGUCAAAACGAACGGCGCCAUAAAUGGACUGUUUUACAUUCUACUGCUGAACAUGAGCGCAAAGAUUACAAAAAAACUGGGAAUGGCUCCGGGAGGCGAGUUCCGAAGGGCUGUGGAUGAAGCUACACGCAUUCCAAACUGUUUGGUCCAACUGGGCGAUCGACAGAUAAAUAUAACUCUCCAACGUGCUCUCCGGGGUCUCUCCCUCUGGCAGACAAUCAAACUUAUACCCAAGUUACUGAUCAUGGACGAUAACAUCAGCGUCGAAGAGGUGGAACAGUGCAAACAGAAGGAUCUACUCGAAGAAAUAAUGCUGGAGAUGGCGGGUGAAUUUCCCGCAUUCGGUAAGGUUUUCGUCCAGGAACGGGAUCUCUAUCUUUGCCACUCGCUGCAGGUGGCAGCCCUUCCUCAACAGCUUCCCGACGGAAGCCUCCAGCCGGUGAAGGUGGUCGGAGUGGUGGGAAUUGGUCACGCCGCGGGCAUCGUUAAGCACUGGGGCAAAGUCGAACUCGAUGCAAUAGCCUCCAUCCUAACCAUUCCUCCGGCUAGCUUCGGUCAUAAAGCGGCCAAAUUUGUGCUGAAAUACGGCACUCUUGGACUCUGCGCGUACGGUGCUUUCCGAUUCCUGCGACCACGGUUCCACAAGUGGUUAUGAUCGGCCAUUUAUUUCCUGAUGCUCGAAGACUACUGAGAAAAAAAAAAUACAAGGCACGCACGAUAUUGAAGCAUAUUAUAUUUUUUAUUGAUUUCAAAGACACUACGCGUAUGUAUCUUCCAAAAUUCACCGUAAAUUAUCAUAGACAGAGCAUGUGUAUUCAGAAACCAGAUUGCGCUCGAGUCGGCCGCAGAUAGGGUAUGAUUCAAAUCAAAAUGUUGUGUAAUUAUUAUUAUCUUAUUACGGUUGACAAAGAAAAUAUACUAGUAGAGUUGACAAUUAUUCCCCAAAUUAUUUGAA